Molecule: messenger RNA, 1175 nt
Organism: Sinocyclocheilus grahami
Lineage: Eukaryota; Metazoa; Chordata; Actinopteri; Cypriniformes; Cyprinidae
Product: guanylyl cyclase-activating protein 1-like
Exons: 4
Coding region: 222-794 (190 amino acids)
Molecular function (GO): calcium sensitive guanylate cyclase activator activity; calcium ion binding
Source: RefSeq, a predicted model, not a curated record
UCUUUACAGGUCAGGUCUUGUCAUUAUCCCAUUAGCAGUAGUUAUUUUAAGGUGCCACCUCUUUUUAUUAGUACUUGGACCUAAUAGUUUCAGACAUUCAGUAUCCUGUGCUGUCACUGUGUGCGGAGGCCAGUCUGCACCUCGUUGUCAGAGCUCACAGGCCUGCAACCGUCUGGUCCAGCAACGGAACAGAAGGUGUGCGAGGGCUGCAGGGCACAGCCAUGGGGAACACACACGCAAGUCUGGACGACAUCCUUGCUGAGGACAUGCACCACUGGUAUAACAAGUUCAUGAGGGAGUCUCCAUCAGGCCUGAUCACACUUUUUGAACUCAAAUCCAUCCUGGGACUGCAGGGCAUGAAUGAGGAUGCUAACAGUUAUGUGGACCAGGUGUUCUUCACUUUCGACAUGGAUGGGGAUGGAUACAUAGAUUUUGUGGAAUAUAUCGCUGCUAUUAGUUUAAUGCUGAAGGGGGAAAUCAAUCAGAAACUGAAAUGGUACUUCAAACUUUUUGACCAGGAUGGCAAUGGAAAAAUUGACAAGGAUGAAUUGGAAACGAUAUUUACUGCUAUACAAGACAUUACAAGAAAUCGUGACAUUGUGCCAGAGGAAGUAGUGGCUCUUAUAUUUGAAAAGAUUGAUGUUAACGGAGAAGGUGAACUGACGCUGGAGGAAUUCAUUGAAGGAGCCAAAGAUCAUCCUGACAUUAUGGAUAUGCUGAAGAAACUGAUGGACCUCACUCCAGUCCUGGUCAUUAUUGUGGAAGGGCGACAGAAUCCAAUCAAUACAAGUUAGGCUGGCUAAACGCCAACUUAAGGACAGAGAAAACAGAAAAUUCUCCACCUGAAAGCAAAAUGAAAGUGGAGUUUGGUAGUCCCACUCUUGAGGAACAGAUGUAGCUUCUCACAGCACCUGUGAGAUUUCCUCAACAGAAAAUUGUGCAAAAAGCAUGGUGCUGUCUGACCCCAGUGGAGAUACUAAGCCUUGCAUCUGAGCUGUCCUCAGCUGAACAUUGAUCUUCUAAUGCUAUAAGGGGGAUUCAGGAGACUAAGGAACUGCUGGCAAGGCUUAGGAGGGAGCAGUGUGGUGCUUUUUAAGGAAAGGCUCAGUAGAGAACACUGUGCACACAUCUAGUGACUUUCAUUGGAUGAGCACAUCAUAUAAUCCAUGUACUUG